Molecule: messenger RNA, 2226 nt
Organism: Brachypodium distachyon (stiff brome)
Lineage: Eukaryota; Viridiplantae; Streptophyta; Magnoliopsida; Poales; Poaceae
Product: transmembrane 9 superfamily member 1
Exons: 12
Coding region: 139-1896 (585 amino acids)
Biological process (GO): protein localization to membrane
Cellular component (GO): membrane
Source: RefSeq, a predicted model, not a curated record
GGUUCGGUCGUUCGUGCGUACUACGACGAGUCGACGAGUCAGCUCGUGGUGCUCCUUCGGGCGACACUGAGAGAGGAGACGAGAGUCGAGAGAUCAACCCUCCAUCAUCUCCGCCCAGAUCUCGCCGCCGCCGACGAGAUGCGCCUCCUCCUCGUCCUCGUCAUCGCGGCCCUCCUCGCCGUCGCGUGCACGCCCCUUGCGUCCGCCUCCGAGUCCGACCACAAGUACAAAGUUGAUGAAUCGGUUAAGCUCUGGGUAAACAAGGUUGGCCCGUACAAUAAUCCUCAAGAAACGUAUAACUAUUACAGCCUUCCGUUUUGUCUACCAUCUGAAAACCCUGCACACAAAUGGGGUGGUCUUGGAGAGGUCCUAGGUGGAAAUGAGCUGAUUGAUAGUCAGAUUGAUAUAAAGUUCUUAAAACAUGUGGAGAAGGGCCCCAUUUGCACAAUUGAACUUGAUGCUAAAAAGGUUCAGCAAUUUACUGAUGCCAUUGAAAGUUCAUAUUGGUUUGAGCUUUUCAUAGAUGAUCUGCCAUUGUGGGGUUUUGUUGGGGAGACUGACAAAAAUAAUGAAAACAAGCACUAUCUUUACACUCACAAGAACGUUGUUGUUAAAUACAACGGUAACAGGAUAAUUCAUGUCAAUCUCACUCAAGAGUCACCUAAGCUUCUUGAAGCUGGUAAAAAGCUGGACAUGACAUAUUCAGUGAAGUGGGUGCAGACAAAUGUGGCAUUUGCGCGGCGUUUUGAAGUUUACUUGGACUAUCCGUUCUUCGAACACCAGAUUCAUUGGUUCUCCAUCUUCAACUCUUUCAUGAUGGUUAUUUUCUUAACUGGUUUAGUAUCAAUGAUAUUGAUGAGGACCCUGAGAAAUGAUUAUGCAAAAUAUGCACGUGAAGAUGAUGAUCUGGAGUCGCUUGAGAGGGAUGUUAGUGAGGAAUCUGGAUGGAAGCUUGUGCACGGAGAUGUAUUUCGGCCUCCUCGCAGCCUGAUGUUUCUUUCUGCUGUUGUCGGUAUUGGCACUCAGUUGGCGGCUCUUAUCAUGCUUGUUAUUGUAUUGGCCAUUGUUGGCAUGCUAUACGUCGGACGAGGAGCCAUCAUCACAACCUUCAUCGUGUGCUACGCUCUUACAUCUUUCAUUUCUGGAUAUGUUAGUGGCGGUCUUUACUCAAGGAAUGGUGGCAAAAACUGGAUAAAGUCUAUGAUCCUUACUGCGUCCCUUUUCCCAUUCUUAUGCUUUUCAAUUGGACUAGUGUUGAACACCAUUGCUAUCUUCUACCAUUCAUUAGCGGCUAUACCAUUUGGCACGAUGGUUGUCAUAUUUGUUCUCUGGGCUUUCAUCUCUUUCCCUUUGGUGCUAUUGGGAACUGUAGUUGGUCGAAACUGGAGUGGUGCUCCCAAUAACCCAUGCCGCGUGAAGACAAUCCCUCGUCCUAUUCCUGAGAAGAAGUGGUACCUUACACCUUCUGUUAUCUCAUUGAUGGGUGGGCUUCUCCCCUUCGGCAGCAUCUUCAUUGAGAUGUAUUUCGUGUUCACGUCAUUCUGGAACUACAAGGUGUAUUAUGUUUAUGGUUUCAUGUUACUAGUCUUUGUCAUUCUCCUAAUAGUCACAAUAUGUGUCACCAUUGUGGGCACUUAUUUCUUGUUGAACGCUGAGAACUACCAUUGGCAAUGGACAUCGUUCUUCUCUGCUGCAUCUACUGCCUUGUAUGUAUAUCUGUAUGCUAUAUACUAUUAUCACGUGAAGACAAAGAUGUCAGGAUUUUUCCAGACUAGCUUCUACUUCGGCUACACCUUGAUGUUCUGUCUUGGGCUAGGGAUACUUUGUGGUGCUAUUGGCUAUCUGGGGUCUACUCUCUUUGUGAGGAGAAUCUACAGAAACAUUAAAUGCGACUAAAUUGCCACUCUGAUGCUGGUAGACGCCAUUAGCACUUAGCAGAUCAUGUGUUGUCGCAGGUCCAGUGUGGAGUAACGUAUUCUAAUUAACUUUUGGGAAUUAUACAGGAGGUUGCUCUCCAUUACAUUUUUCUGUUUUCUUUUUGGUCUAUCUCUGACAUGGAACUGGCCCCAUAAAAUGUAUACCUAUAUUAGUUCAGGAACUAGCUUCAGUACUGAAAAUUACAUCUAGGUCUCUUUUUUGCGGCGACCUACAUUGGUCAAUAGCAAGACAUCGUUGAUGAAUAUUGCUGCAGUGCAGGUUCCAGUUGACUAGAUUUCGCCUCUAGUA